Pieris brassicae (large cabbage white) is the source of this 852-nucleotide messenger RNA. Its product is annotated as skin secretory protein xP2-like. NCBI's taxonomy places the organism in Eukaryota, Metazoa, Arthropoda, Insecta, Lepidoptera, Pieridae. The record is from RefSeq and is a predicted model, not a curated record. The transcript has 3 exons. The coding region runs from base 1 to 852 and encodes 283 amino acids.
AUGAUCGGAAAGAUUGUCUUCCUCGCUGCCCUUGCCUUCGCCGCUGCUAAGCCAAGCGUGCCAGCUUUUGUAGCCGCCGCCCCCGCCCCGUUGGUAGCUGCACCAGCUCCACUUGUAGCUGCCGCCCCAGCUCCGUUUGUCACUGCAUCCAGCUCCCAGUACAUUGCUAGGAAUUACAAUGGUGUCUAUUCAGCACCGCUUAUUGCAGCACCAGCAUACGCACCAGCUUACACCCCAGCCUACGCGCCGGCUUAUGCUCCAGGCUUCGCACCAGCUAUAAUUUCUAUGGCUGUCUUAAUAGCUAGCUGUCAAGCUAGCGGCUUUGGACACUUGUCACCCCACGCACAUGUUGCAGCCGUUAAGUCAUUUCCAAUAGUGCGAUACGCUCCAUUCUACAGCUUUCCAUCACCGAUACGAUCAAUACACGCGAUAUCACCAGGGUUUCCAGCGGUUGCUUCGUCAUUAGCCGCUGCACCAAUAUUACCACCGCCGUUGCCAGUUCAAGUGGCACCAGCACCAGUGUUACCGGCGCCUCUCCCAGUACCGGCUUCUCUCCCUGUACCAGCGCCACUUCCAUUCACUGCCCCCUUACCUGCUCCAGUUUUUCCAGCACCAGUAUUCGGGCCCGCGUACCCAAGAUUUGGCCCAGUGCCUGCUCCCUUAUAUCAGAGAGCCCUACCAGCAUAUCCGGUAGCUCCAUUCUCACCUAUUCUCAGACCAGUGGCACCUGCUUUAGCCCCUGCGCCGGUUGUAGCUCCAGCCCCUGCCGUUGCCAUAGCGAAAGCCUACCCCUAUGCGUUUGGCUCUCCAGUACUACAAGCUCCAAUACUCAAACAAUUUGCGUGGAAGUAA